AUGUAUCAGACUGUCGACUCAACCGUUGCUGGUGACGAAGUAAGGUUUGAGGAUUUCAGAGAAGUAAAGGAGAACAUGCAGCUCCUUGCGAAGAAGUUCCGAGAUUUGGAAGGAGACCACGUCUUUGGAUCUGCUGCCAAAGAAAUGUGCCUUGUAUCUGGGUUGGUGAUUCCGGCCAAAUUCAAAACUCCAGACUUCGAAAAAUACAAGGGGCAUACUUGUCCAAAGAGCCAUCUCAUCAUGUAUUACCGAAAAAUGGCUGCACACGUGGAGGACGACAAGCUGAUGAUCCACUGCUUUCAAGAUAGCUUGAGUGGGGCUCCUUCCAAAUGGUAUCUAAGUCUGGAUCAGAAUAGGAUCAGGUGUUUCCAAGACCUGUCAGACGCGUUCAUAAAACAUUACAAAUACAAUAUGGACAUGGCGCCUGACAGAAGACAGUUGCAAAGCAUGUUCCAGCAUGACAAGGAGUCCUUCAAAGAAUAUGCUCAAAGAUGGAGGGAACUGGCUUCUCAGGUUGAACCACCUCUUGCUGAGAAGGAAUUGGCCGAACUGUUUAUCGACACUAAAUGGCAACUAGCGGUUGUAGCUGGAACUUCAAAUGCUAAUCAAAAGAAGUUCUCUAGAGGGUUUCCCAGAAAGAAGGAAGGGGAAAUAAAUGUUGUGACUGUUGGUCAAGGAAGAGCUCCUCCAAGAAGGAGACCACAACAAUAUCCACCUCAGCAGUAUGCUCAACAACCCUUUCCCUAUCAACAACCCAUGUAUCCCGUCCAGUAUGCUCCGCAACCGUACGUGGCUGCUGUGACGCCUACAUUCACUCAACAGCCUGCUCAGGCUUAUCAAGCGCCUCUAGUUUAUCGGCCAGCUCCAGUUCAACAACGUGCUGCGGUUCCUCCAGCUUAUCAACAAGCACCAGCAGCUCCUGUCUAUCAACAACCAAGAGCUCAAGCGCCAAGGCAAAAUGCUCAGAACCAGAAUAGGAGACAAGGGGAUAGGGCGACCUUCAAUCCAAUCCCAAUGACGUACACUGAGCUUUAUCCCUCCCUAUUGCAAAAGGGUUUGGUGGUUCCCAGACCUAUGGGACCUCCACCUGAUCGUCUGCCUCCGUGGUACAACCCUAAUGCAUACUGUCCUUUUCAUGAAGGUGCCCCCGGGCAUGACCUAGAGGGUUGCUACACUCUAAAGCAUAGGGUUCGUGAACUGAUUGAGAGCAAGAUCUUGUCUUUUAAGGACAUGGGACCGAAUGUGAAGAACAAUCCUCUUCCUCCCCAUGGAUAUCUUGCAGUAAACGCCAUUGAAGAUGCCUCUGUUGGUGUUACGGUUGAUAAGGUGGAUGAUGUUAAGACUCCUUUGGCAGCGUUCCAUGCCCGAUUGGUGGAAGCUGGCCUGAUUAAUGUUAAUCAUGACAACUGUGAAGAGUGUGCCAUAUACCCAAGGGGGUGUCAGGUGGUACGAGACAACAUUCAAGACUUGAUGGAUAAAGGAGUGCUUCAGAUAUCCAGUGUUGCGAAGAACGAAGACGUGUUGGUAAUUGAACCUUGUUUCAAUUUACCUGAACCAAUUGAAAUCCCAUAUUACAGUGGUGGAGUGGUUCUGGUGAAUAGAAUGAGCAGAAUGACCCGUAGUGGUCGAAUCUAUACGCCUAAAUUCAAUGUGACUCCUCAAGGGUCGGCCAAGGAAUCAACAGUUGUAGCUCCCACUAAAGAACCCGAAGUAGUUCAAUCCGAAGAUGCUGUUGAAUUCCUGAAGGAGGCUUUGUUGAAGGUGCUUGCCCAAGCUCAUGUAACACAAAACAUAACAGUUGACCAAUUUGAUGGAGUAGUUGCAAACAUCACAGCCUGCAAUACUUUGAGCUUCAUUAGAGAGGAAUUACCUGAGGAUGGACAAAAUCACAAUCGUGCUCUCCAUAUCUCGGUAAAAUGCAAAGAUGAUGCUUUGGCAAGAGUUUUGGUUGAUACUGGAUCUUCUCUGAAUGUGAUGCCAAAAAGAACACUCGCCAAAUUAUCUUAUCAAGGACCAGCUAUGAAGCCUAGUGCCCUGAUAGUGAAAGCCUUCGAUGGCUCCAGGAGAACCGUGAUUGGAGAGGUUGAAUUGCCUAUAUUGAUUGGCCCUCACGUAUUCCCGAAUAAUUUCCAAGUCAUGGAUAUUAAUCCAGCAUAUAGCUGCUUGCUGGGACAUCCUUGGAUUCAUGCUGUAGGGGCAGUCACCUUCACUUUACAUCAGAAAAUGAAAUAUAUCGAGGCUGAUGAGGACGCUUUGGAAACUUCUUUCCAACCUCUUGAAAUAGCCAAUGCCACUUUUGUGGAGAUGAAGGACCCUGUUGGGAAAGCUUGUUCAUCGUUCGCUUCUCUGAAAAGCGUAAAGUCUAGCAUUGAAGGAGGAAACCCUGAAGGUUGGGGUCAACUUAUUGAUAUUCGUGAGAAGCAUGAUCGCUUUGGUCUAGGAUAUGUGCCUUCCGCUGCGAAAGGAGCCCGAGUCCCUACAAAGGACAACACCCGAAGCAUCCAGGAAGUAUUCCUUAGCACAUGA
Molecule: messenger RNA, 2526 nt
Organism: Lathyrus oleraceus (garden pea)
Lineage: Eukaryota; Viridiplantae; Streptophyta; Magnoliopsida; Fabales; Fabaceae
Exons: 5
Coding region: 1-2526 (841 amino acids)
Biological process (GO): proteolysis
Molecular function (GO): aspartic-type endopeptidase activity
Source: RefSeq, a predicted model, not a curated record